This is a messenger RNA of Amphibalanus amphitrite, 939 nucleotides long. Its product is annotated as translation initiation factor IF-2-like. Bases 1 to 939 code for a protein of 312 amino acids. The transcript has 4 exons. Lineage: Eukaryota; Metazoa; Arthropoda; Thecostraca; Balanomorpha; Balanidae. The record is from RefSeq and is a predicted model, not a curated record.
AUGGACACGCUGCGGGAGCAGUAUGGGUACACGGACCCGGCCGACGGCAGCGACUCGUCCAGUGCGGAGGAUUCGGACGAGGCGGGCUCCAGCUCCAAGACGAGGAAAGCCAGCAAGAAGUGGCGCAGCAAGAAGUUCCAGUCGCUGCUCUCAUGGAAGAAGCGUGAGAAGCCGCAGCAGACGCUGACCAAGAUCACGCUGCGCCCGCCGAGCGAGCGGAGUCUGGUCGGCGGGGACCGGGGCGGCUGCUCCCCGCCGGCGCCGCGGCUCGUGCUCCAGGUGCGGGAGGCGUGCUCGGCCGCCGGCCGGCCGGUCCAGACGCCGUCCGGGCCGGCGGCCCGCAGUCCCGUGUCGGCCCGGGCCGCCAGUCUGACCCCGCUGUCCGUCUCCCCCGCCGUGUCACCGACCGUCCGGCCGACUCCGUCCGGCGGGCGGCCCGGCUCGGUGCGGCUGGGACAGGGCGCCGCCGCCGCCGCCCCGGCCUCGCCCGGCAGGUCGCCGCUGCUGGCGCCGCCACCGCCGCCCUGCCGGCCCCGCUCUCUCAGCCUGCAGCCCGACAGCGCGCACAGGUGUCCGUCGGGCGGUUCCCGCCUGGCCCCCGGCCCGCAGCGCCUCUCCCUGCGGCUGUGCGUGUCGCCGUCCCAGCGCCCGCCGCCGCCCGGCCGCGGUCAGCUGCCCAACUCGUCCCUGCGGCUCAGCCAGCCGGCCGGCCGCGCGCUCAGAGCUCCCGACGUCACUGAGCCGCCCGACGUCAGCGCGCCCGCCGACAGUGACGUCACCGAGUGUGACGCCACCAGCCGGGAGGCGGCCGCGCUGCGGGGACUGAAACUGAGCGAGGACCUCCCUAAACAGAGCGGUGUCGGGGGCACCGUGAAGAAGAAAAAGAUGAAAGCGAAGAAGGGAAGAAAGGUCAAGGUAAAGCCGAAAGUAUCGAAGUGA